CAUACCUCUGCCCUCCGCAUGCGCUGAGCAUGUCGGACCCAAAAGCUGCCAAUGUCGGCCAGAAUGGUCCUGCGACCUCUGGGCAGGCAUCGACAGCCACGGCCGGCCAGGGUGCGGCACCAGCCAAGCCUGCUGCUACUGCUUCUCAAGGCAACCCGGCUUUUCGCAUGAUGGGCCUACCUCGCCUCCGACUACCCUCCAGGAACUGGCUCAUCUUCCUCUCCAUCACUGGCUCCUUCGCGUCGGCCGUCAUAUACGACAAAUGGCAGACUCGCCGCGCGCGCGAGAAGUGGUGCAACCUCGUCUCCCACAUAGCCCAAGAGCCCAUCUCGUCGCACACCAUUCCCCGAAAGAUGACCAUUUACCUAGCAGCGCCGCCCGGGGAUGGACUGAGGAGUGCACGCGAGCACUUCCACACCUACGUCAAGCCUGUGCUGGUUGCAGCAGCGAUGGAUUGGGAUGUAGUGGAAGGGCGCAAGGAAGGUGAUGUCCGAUUCAAGACGGCGGAGAGAAUACGUAGAAAACGCAAGAGACGAGACGAGGGGGAGCCUUUGUCGGAAGAGGAGGCCGAGAAGCUUUUGCUUAUCGAUGGAAUCCGAGCCAACAAUGGGACAACAGAGUACAACGGGGUGGCUGGCGACUUGGUCAUCGGCCGACAUACGUGGAAGGAGUAUGUGAGAGGGCUGCACGAGGGCUGGCUUGGACCUGUCGAUCCUCCUAAACAGCCGGAGUCUCACGAGCCCGCUCAGGAAGAAGCGCCGGCUCAUUCGCCUGGACAUUCAUCUCUAGGUGACGCUGCCGUCAAGGCCGCAGUACAACAUGUAGUCCCCGGCACGUCUGGCUCGGAGCUUGGGGGGCAAAACGCCUCGGAUGCUUCUCCAGUCACGGAGCUAUCAACAGAAGACCAAGCGACAGGGGACGACGAGGCACAGAAAGAAGAUGAGAAAAAGAAGGAAGAAGAAGAGAAGCCCAAGCCGCGGCAACCACCACCUUACAUCCAGCCUUCCGAAUAUGAAUCCGCCACACUAUCCCCGAACAUCCCCGAUGUUAUUGGCCCUAGCAUUGGCGUGCGCAUGCCCCACAUCCUCGGUAUGCGCAACACACCCAUCCGACUGUAUCGCUUUCUCACGCGUCGACGGCUUGCCGACUCCGUCGGGCGGGACGUGGCUACUGCAGUGCUUGCUUCGUAUCGACCGUACGACACAUUUCCUGCCGACCAUUCUGCAAGUGCCGAUGCGGGCGGAGAGAGCGCAGAGCAAACCGAAGUCCUUCGCCAUGAAGAAAGCGACUGGUGGAAGACAACGUUCAAGCCUCGCCAGGAGCAUGAAGAAAGUGUUUGGGUAGAGGACGUCGUGCUGGAUGAACGCGUGACCAGCCGAAUGCGCGCUUUCCAGUUGACUGCCGAGGAUGAAGAUCGAGCGAAGAGGCUGGGCGAUGGGACAGAGAAGGUAGACCAGAAGCCAGCUGCCGAAGACACCUCUUGAAGACCAGGUGAUGCAUCGGCAGCUUGUAUGGCCUCAUCGAGAUUGUGCAGGUCCAAGCAGUGUGGCAUGGACAACUCUCAGCUCCGACAAAGAUACCUAUUAGUACAGAAGUCACUUCAGUGAUGUGUCUGCUUCGUACUUCACCCGCAAUGCCUCGUUGUAUCGUAAGCAGUGCCCUAUUUACUUACGGUUGAGGAAUCGCUGCGCUUCAUUGUCGUCCAACCCGAACAUCGUUUCGUACGUAUUCACAGCCG
Neohortaea acidophila is the source of this 1738-nucleotide messenger RNA. Its product is annotated as mitochondrial import inner membrane translocase subunit Tim54. Bases 30 to 1484 code for a protein of 484 amino acids. The transcript is spliced from 3 exons. The record is from RefSeq and is a predicted model, not a curated record. Lineage: Eukaryota; Fungi; Ascomycota; Dothideomycetes; Mycosphaerellales; Teratosphaeriaceae.